ACAAAUUUGGAUAAACCAGAUUACCUCGAAGGUCAUAAAAUCGAAGAAAAAUUUAAAAAACCAAAGACCAAUACAGAUAUCGAUGAAAACAAAAUAGAUAUCCUAGAACAUCAACUUCUUCCACUCAGAUAAAUACUUUCAAACCCAAAUAAUCUAUAUCCACUCAAUUAUCAUCAACCUAAAAGUUUACUAGAAAACACGAAAGGUACUCCAAUGUUACAGAAAUUGCUUCGGAAUAUAUAUCGAAUUUUCAGUAUCUCAUCACGACGCUUGAAAAAACCAGGACACUUCUUAUAGAUAAAAACAUUAAACGCGGAUUCACAAUUUUGAAAAAUAAACUAAGAAAAGAAAAUAUCUCUGACAACGAUUCAAUGACUUUCUCCGAGGCCAGUGAUGAUGACCAAUUACAUCAUUCUCACAAUCAACCUAAAAAUGGCUGAUUAUAUAUUACAAUGGAACUUGAAUGGCUACCGUCCGCAAAAAGAAAAUCUCCAGAUCCUAAUCAAUAAAUAUAGUCCAGAUAUCAUAUGCCUCCAGGAAACAAAUUUUAAAAACAAUUUUCAAGCUAACAUAAAGAAUUAUACAAAUUUCACCAAAAACAGAACAAAUGCAACCCAUGCCAGUGGCGGAGUAGCUACAUAUAUUAAAAGAAGUUUCAAAGCAACUGAAAUUAUUCUAAAUACCGAUCUUGAGUGUGUUGCAAUUUCGGUCCUAUUCUCAAAAGGUCCGAUCAGCAUUUGCAACAUUUACCUACCCAAUAAUUGUAUCCUUUCACAACAAAAAAUAAGUAGUUCAUGCAAUCAGCUUCCAAAGCCUUAUAUAAUAUUGGGAGAUUUUAAUUGUCAUAGCUAUACGUGGGGUUCGUACAAACUAGAUGAAAGAGGGAAAACAAUGGAACAAAUUAUGGAAGACCUUAAUUUAGUACUAUUAAAUAAUAAUCAUCCAACUCACUUCAAUAAUUCCUACAACAUAUUCAGCGCUAUUGAUUUAUCAAUCUCUAGUCCCUCAAUCGCACAUAAUUUCAACUGGGAAACUAUCGAAGACCUAUACGGAAGUGAUCAUUAUCCCAUACUCUUACACUAUCAGUUAAAUCCGACUUCCACUUACUCUACAAAUGAAAUAAAAUGGAAUUUCAGGAAAGGUGAUUUUUCAGAAUACCAAAAUAUAAUCUCGAUAAAAAUAAACGAACUUCAAUCUCGAUGCGACCAAAUGAUGAAUAUCAACGAAAAAGUAGACAUUCUAACGAAAAUUAUACUUGAUGCUGCCAAAACAUGUAUUCCUAAUUCAUUGAGCAAAGCACAAAAGAAAAGGUUACCAUGGUGGAAUGAAGAAUGCAGUGAAUCUCUAAAAGCUUAUAAACAUGCCUUUCAAAAAUACAAACGCCACCCUACGUUUAACAAUCUAUACGAAUAUAAGCGCUUAAGGGCAUAUUCGCGUAAAACCUUUAAACAACAAAAAAAAGUAUCGUGGGAAAAUUUUAUAUCUUCUAUUAAUGCAUCUACAUCUACUUCUACAGUAUGGGAAAAACAAAAAAGAAUCAAUGGAACUGGAACUCGGGUUCCCCUUCCUAACAUUAUGCAGUCUCCAGACAACACUAUCGUAACCAAGACUGAAGAUAAGGCUAACCUAUUAGCUA
Messenger RNA from Hylaeus volcanicus, 1636 nucleotides. RefSeq lists its product as uncharacterized. The annotation marks the transcript as partial. The transcript has a single exon. Gene Ontology annotation, molecular function: catalytic activity. NCBI's taxonomy places the organism in Eukaryota, Metazoa, Arthropoda, Insecta, Hymenoptera, Colletidae. The record is from RefSeq and is a predicted model, not a curated record.